UCCCAUCAAAGGACAACUGCACCUUUCAGUUAGUGUGAAGAUGUCUGAUAAAACAGACCAUAGUGAGGAUGAAGAAAGGAAAUCUGUGUUGGGAGUCACAGUUGUAGAGACCAAUCGUUUUGGAUUCAUUCUAGGGAAUGGCGAAAUUGACAGUGAUGGUCCCUGUCCUGAGUUAGUGAGACAUCGAGAGACGAAAUGGCUCAGCCUCAUAAAACAAUGGGAGCAGGUGAUGGAGAAAAAAAGCAGCAAGGUCAAAAGUCAAUGCCAGAAGGGCAUCCCAGCAUCGGUUAGGGCUAAGUGCUGGCCACUGCUCUGUGGUGCUAUGGAAAGAAUGAAGAAAAAUGAAAAACUGUAUGAACGUCUAGUUGAAGCUCCAGAUCAGCAAGGAUGGACUGACAUAAUCAAAAGGGACACGGACAGACAAUUUCCCUUCCAUGAGAUGUUCCAGUCCAAAGAUGGCCAUGGUCAAAAGGACCUGCUGCAGGUUUUAAAAGCAUACACGCAGUACCGACCAGAAGAGGGCUACUGUCAGGCACAGGGUCCAGUAGCAGCUGUACUCCUGAUGAACAUGCCCGCUGAGGAGGCAUUCUGGUGUUUGGUGCAGAUUUGUGAACUCUACCUUCCUGGCUACUACAGCCCUCUACUGGAAGGUGUUCUAUUCGAUGCUGCAGUUCUCUCAAGUGUAUUAAAAAAACUGUGUCCAGCUGCACACAAACACCUACAGAAUCAGGGGGUGGAGCCUCUCAUGUUUGCCACUGAUUGGUUGAUGUGUCUAUACAGCCGCCACUUACCUUUCAACACUUUGCUCAGAGUCUGGGAUCUCUUCUUCUGCUACGGUGUGCGCGUUUUGUUCCAGGUUGCUGUGGUACUGGUGCGCCGUUGUCUCGGACAGGGACGACUGCGAAAAGAGUGUGAAGGACAGAUGGAAACUUUGGAGCGACUGCGAGGUGUUAAAGAGCGUGUCCAACAUGAUCAGGCUGACACCUUCAUUCAUGAGGUGUGUUCUGUGCCCCUUUCCUUGGCAGACCUGCAAAAACAAACAGAGAAAGAGACGGAGAAGUGGAAAGUAGAAAGACCGGACUCGACUUUUGACCUGCGAGGGCGCUGUCAUGGAUACCGAAUGGCAUGGGAGAGAGGGCAGGAGAACCAAACAGAAAAUGAGAAGGACCGGCAAAGGUGGAACCUGAGUCUUCCUCUAAUGCGAUCACAUUCCUCUCUCACUCCCUCCAUUUUGCAAAAGAAAUGGAGAAAGAGGAGUAGUCGGACUGAGACGGAGGAGUGGGAUGGAGGAGGAAGAACAUUCUCCCAAGGUUUAAUUGAAGAGAGUGAUGAUGGUGACAUGAGGCGAAGGAGUGUAUGUGGUGUCAUUGGGGAGCAGAAGCCAAAGCAAGACAGGCUAGUACAUGAACUCUAUACACACAAACAAAAAGAUCACAGGACACAUACAACUAUAUCGCCACAAAAACCAAAGGGGCUGCUGGUGGACUCUUCCAGCAUUGAGUCUGAUGUUUUUGAGGACGGGCAUAAAGACACAAUUUGCAGGUCACAGUUACAGAGCGUUACAGAGAGAGAUUCUGUUGCACAGGGGGACACAUUUCAUACAGAUACUGGCCAUCGCAAGGAAGAAACAGAAGUAUCUUUAAACCAACACAAUGACACUUCAGACACAGAACAAUGUAAUUGUGAUGAUAAAGAAAGGAUUGCUGCAGGUAUGGUGGAGGAGGAUAUACAGAUACAUGAACAUCAUGUACAAAAUGUAGAAAAAGAGACAUGUCAAGUUAUACAGAAUACAGAGGAUAAGACACAUCAAAAUGAACAGAAUGUGGAAAUUAAGAUAACUUCAGAGUCAUGUGAAGAGUGCAUACAAACAAAUUAUGAUCCACGGGAAGAGUACAUGCAGACUGACACUGGUAAACAGGAAGAGCAAAUAGAGUCAGACAGCAUAAUUCAGGAAGACAUAACACAAAAAGGGGACUGUAAAUGCGAAGGAGCAGAAACAGAUACUUUGCAAAAAGUCACAAUACCAGAAGACAACCAGCAAGAUGAGGAAAAUAUUCCAAAUCUGGAAAAUAUCACAGAGAAAGAAGUACAGACACCAGUUGUCCAAGAAGACCAGAGGUCUCACACAUCCAGAGAAGAACAAUAUGAAGAACAAACCACUGGUGAAAACCAUACCGUAGGUAAGGAGGAAGCAGGAUUUCAGCAUGAAGUGGUCAGUGAUGGAGAUAUCCUUGAAAAGAGAGAGAAAGGGAAGGAGGAAGAAAGAAAAGUGAGCAACAGUGAUGAUCAUAUUGGUGAAAAAGAGACACUGCAAACAUCUGAAGUACUACCAUCAUCUUCUUUAGAAACCAAAGAAACAGCAAUUGAGCAUCCAGACAUAUCAGUCUCUCCUCAUGGCUUGGCUGAUCCUGUACAUCAAUCCCAAUCCAGUGUCCCAGAGCAAAAUUACAUAGAUACUACUGUUAUAUUUAGUGACUCCGACCAUAGUCCAGUGGAUUCCAAAAAGGUGGAAGUUAUAUUAGGAUAUGGCAACACAGAACAGAGUGAAGUGUGUGCUUCUGGUGAGACUAACUUCCAUGAAACUUGGGAGGAUGUAGCAGUGGCAUCUAAAAACUCUAAGGAUAUAAACCUGAAUGCUGCUCCUGCUGCUAUGUGUGGUAACAUAAAAAACAGCGAGAUUAACACAGAACACUGUGGAGUAAAUAAAACAGCUGGAUCUGAAAAUAUAAUGUGUUGUGAAAUGUAUCCUUCUGAAAAAUCAAGCAACCUUGGCCACAAUGAAGAGGAUGAUACCUGUAGAUCUGGUGAAAUGGACAGCAACGAAAUGCAUGUUGAAAUGGGAUCUGGUGACGAAGAGAGCAAAAAGUUGCAGGAUGCAACUGGAUCUGCCAACACAGAGUGCAUUCAUAUUAGAACUGGAUCUGGUAACCAUGAAAGUAAAUUAGAGGAUUCCUUUGUUGGAUCUGGAAAACCAGAGUUUAAAGACGUGCAUGCUGGUGUUGGAUAUGGCAACCCAGAGAAUGAUACUGUGGAGUCUGCUGGUGGAUCUGGCAACCCAGAAUGUAAAUUCAUGCAUUUUAUGACUGUAUCUAGCAACCCUGAAAGCAAUGCAGUGCAUGCUGGAACUGGCAACCCAGAGUGUAAAGAAGUGCAUGCUGAUGUUGGAUAUGGCAACCCAGAGUGUAUUCAGAUUACAACUGAAUCUGGUAUCCAUGAGAGCAAUGUUGUGGAUUCUGUUGUUGGAUCUGUCAACCCAGAGAAUGAUAUUGUGGAGUCUGUUGAUGGAUCUGGCAACCCGGAGUGUAAAUUCAUGCAUGUUAUGACUGAAUAUAGCAACUCAGAAAGCAACGCAGUGCAUGUUGGAACUGGCAACCCAGAGUGUAAAGAAGUGCAUGGUGAUGUUGGAUAUGGCAACCCAGAGUGUAUUCAGAUUACAACUGAAUCUGGUAUCCAUGAGAGCAAUGUUGUGGAUUCUGUUGUUGGAUCUGUCAACCCAGAGAAUGAUAUUGUGGAGUCUGUUGAUGGAUCUGGCAACCAGGAUUGUAAAUUCAAGCAUGUUAUGACUGAAUAUAGCAACUCAGAAAGCAAUGCAGAGCAUGUUGGAACUGGCAACCCAGAGUGUAAAGAAGUGCAUGCUGAUGUUGGAUAUGGCAACCCAGAGUGUAUUCAGAUUACAACUGAAUGUGGUAUUCAUGAGAGCAAUGUUGUGGAUUCUGUUGUUGGAUCUGCCAACCCAGAGAAUGAUACUGUGGAGUCUGCUAAUGGAUCUGGAAACCCCGAGUGUAAAUUCAUGGAUGUUAUGACUGAAUCUAGCAACCCAGAAAGCAAUGAAGUGCAUGUUGGAACUGGAUCUAGCAACACUGCAUGUAAAGAAGUGCAGUUCGUGAUAGGAUUUGGCAACCCUGAAAACAAAGAUGUACAUGUCGGUGUUGGAUAUGGCAACUCAGAGGGUAUUCUGAUUUCAAAUGCAUCUGAUAACGAAGGCCCUGUAGUGGAUUCUGCUGUUAGAUCUGGCAACCCAGAGUGCAACAUGGUGGACACUGCUGAUGGAUCUGGCAACCCUCUGCAUAACAUUGCAUGUGCAAUAACAGACAAAAGCCAGGAUGUGGAUUCCACCUCUUCAAAAACAACUUCCAAAUCUUCAACGCCAAGGUCAUCCUAUCCCACAAUCCUCUCUGAGGACACAUUCAGAGUGCCAAAGCAGACUCUCACAUCGAAGGAAGACAGCACACAAGAGACACACACUCUGCCCAUCUCAGGCUCGCCGACAAAGACAGGUGCUCACAAGUGUCUUGGUCUCUUCCGCCGUCUCCGGGGGGAGACCAAUAAAAUCCCCAUCCCCAAAAUCCUCAUUCAAGACUUUAGCGAGAAAGAGGAAAAGUUGACAGCAAAAGAGCGGAGACAGAGGAAAAGAGAGAGGGAGAGGAAGGAAUGUAAGAAGGACAGAAAGAAACAAGAAAAGGAGAUGGAAAAGGACACCGAAAAGGAGAGGAAAAAGCCUCAGACAAGAGGGAAGAGCUUCCAGGUGCUCAACAGGAAGUGUGGCAACAAAGACAUGUCCUCUGAAGACAGGGACUCACAGACAUUUCGCCAUAGGAGUAAUUCUGCCCCUUUUUCUGACAGUAAUAUUUGAGACAAAGAUCA
Messenger RNA from Xyrauchen texanus (razorback sucker), 4644 nucleotides. RefSeq lists its product as uncharacterized. Bases 41 to 4633 code for a protein of 1530 amino acids. Lineage: Eukaryota; Metazoa; Chordata; Actinopteri; Cypriniformes; Catostomidae. The record is from RefSeq and is a predicted model, not a curated record. The transcript has 10 exons.